Clarias gariepinus (North African catfish) is the source of this 3382-nucleotide messenger RNA. RefSeq names its product aryl hydrocarbon receptor nuclear translocator (gene arnt). Gene Ontology annotation, cellular component: cytoplasm; nucleus; transcription regulator complex. Gene Ontology annotation, molecular function: RNA polymerase II cis-regulatory region sequence-specific DNA binding; protein dimerization activity; DNA-binding transcription factor activity, RNA polymerase II-specific. The transcript has 21 exons. The record is from RefSeq and is a predicted model, not a curated record. The coding region runs from base 324 to 2558 and encodes 744 amino acids. NCBI's taxonomy places the organism in Eukaryota, Metazoa, Chordata, Actinopteri, Siluriformes, Clariidae. Gene Ontology annotation, biological process: regulation of transcription by RNA polymerase II.
CGCGUGUGUGCGCGUGUGUGUGUUCGCUCGCGUGCCUUCCUGGAAGCGGAGCGCCAUCUUAGCUCACCAUGGAGGGUUUAAACGGGAAAAGACUCGGACAGGACUAACCUUCCGCUAAAUUACUCCGUUUCGUCUAAAAUGAUUUAUUUUACGCUGUGAUAUCAUUAAAGGUUUAUAUAUAUAUUUAAAUUCAGGAUUUUUUUGUUGUAAAAAAAAAGGGAUAUCGACAUCACACGGGGUGACUUUUGUUUUUGAAACCUAUUUUGUUUUGUUUAUGUGUUAGCACAGCUAGCCGUCUAGCUAACCUUCACUUCCAGACGGAUAUGGCGUCUUCCAACCCAGACAUGUCCGAUAUGUCCCCUCUGGGCAUGGCGGGGUCAGCUGGGUCUCACGGCAGCGCCGUCGUGCCGAAGAGCAGCAAUAAACGAGCCGCCCCCUCUGACUUUGAUGACGAUGAUGGAGGGAAGCUCUUCAGGUGUGACGAUGACUCGGGCGGCGGUAACGACAAGGAGCGAUUCGCCAGGGAGAACCACAGCGAGAUCGAGCGGCGCAGGCGCAACAAGAUGACCGCCUACAUAACGGAGUUGUCAGAGAUGGUGCCUACGUGCAGCGCGUUGGCACGGAAACCAGACAAGCUCACCAUCCUGCGCAUGGCCGUGUCUCACAUGAAGACGCUGAAGGGCAGCGGCAACACGGGGACAGACGGCACAUACAAGCCGUCCUUCCUCACCGAUCAGGAGCUGAAGCACCUGAUAUUGGAGGCGGCAGACGGGUUCCUCUUUGUGGUGUCGUGUGAGAACGGGCGCUUGGUGUACGUCUCGGACUCGAUCACGCCGGUGCUGAACCAGACUCAGUCCGACUGGCUUGGUUCGUCUCUGUACGAUCAGCUCCACCCCGACGAUAAGGACAAGCUGAGAGAACAGCUGACCACCACCGAGAACAACAACAACAACGGCCGCAUGCUGGAUCUGAAGACGGGCACAGUAAAGAAGGAGGGAAGCCAGACGACGGUCAGAAUGAGCAUGGGGGCGCGUCGCUCCUUCAUCUGCAGAAUGAGGUGUGGGACGUGUCCCGUGGAGCCGAUUUCCAUGAACAGACUCGGCAUUCUGAAGAGCAGAAACAGGAGCGGGUUGGGUCCUGUUAAAGACGGAGAGCCGCAGUUCGUGGUCGUGCAUUGCACAGGGUACAUCCGAUCCUGGCCUCCUGCAGGUGUUACUCUGUCAGAGGAAGAGGUCGAGGGCGGACAGGGCAACCGCUACUGUCUAGUCGCCAUUGGAAGGCUCCAGGUGACAUGUUGCCCCAGCGACAACAGCCUGAGCACCAUCAGCGUCCCGGUGGAGUUUAUUUCUCGGCACAACGCUCAGGGGACGUUCACGUUCGUGGAUCAUCGCUGCGUGGCUACGGUCGGCUACCAGCCUCAGGACCUUCUGGGAAAGAACUUUCUAGAACUGGCUCAUCCCGAGGACCAGGGGCUCCUAAGGGACAGCCUGCAGCAGGUGGUGAAGCUGCGGGGUCAGGUGCUGUCCGUGAUGUUCCGCUUCUGCACCAAAUCGGGCGAGUGGAUCCUCAUGCGGACGAGUUCGUUCACCUUCCUGAAUCCGUACUCGGAGGAGGUCGAGUACAUCAUCUGCACCAACACUAACGUCAAUAAAGCUCCGAAUCAGGACGCUCUCUCCCCUCUGUCCUCCCCCAGGGGGGCGUUACCCCCCUCUCUGGGGCAGAACAGCCCCUCAGCCUCCAGCCCGGGGCAGAUAAAGCACGCCAGGCAGCUCCAACAACAGCAGCAGGCAGAGUUAGAAGGAGGAGGAGGAGGAGGAGGGAGGGAGGAAAUCUACGAGGCUGCACAGGUGUCUCUGCCUCAGGUUCCAGUGCAGCCAGUAGGACCAGAUCCUAAUCAUUCUAAGGUCAUGGCCUCCAGUGCACCCCCUACUGGACAGCAGGUCUAUACGCCUUCUGCCUCUUUCAGCACAAACGCACGCACCAAUGAUUCCUUCAGGCAAGCUCCGUCUGCAACCCAGAUGUUGUCCCACAUGUCACGUCAGAGCGCCCCUUCUGGUCUCUCUGUGAACAACAGCAGCCCAGUUCAGACUCAGAGUGCAAACCCGGCACCCCCGGCGUCCUGGGCUCAACCACGCGCUCCCUUUAACACGCAGGCAGGAAAAAGUCAAUCACCCCAGUUCUCCAUGGGGAAUUUUAGCUCCGCCCCUUCUUCAUCAGCACCUUCCUCUUUUGGACAAAUGGGUGGCGCGUCAGCUAAUGUAGCAGCAAACACGGCUAAUUACUCGCAAAUGGGUCCUCGAGGCCACCAGCCCACUAACGGAUACAGUGAUGUGAGCCAGGCAGGCCCGCAGUUCUCCUCAAGACCAGCAGAGGCAGCAGCAGCGUGGCAGCAGUGGCAAAAUCAAGCACACACACAAAACACAGCGGAGACGCAUCCUCAUAUACAGAACAGCCAAACAGAGAUGUAUACCGAUGUUCUGUCCAUGCUGGAUUCAUCUGCGAGCUUCAACAACGAAGACUUCACAGAAAUACCCAUGUUCCCUCCGUUUCCUGAGUGAUCCCUACCAUCCUCUGUCCUUCUCUCUUUCUUGUUCCUUUUUGUUUCAUCAAGAAACAAAACAAAAGGGGAAAUUUGUUUCAUUUGUUACUUUUGUUUUGCUUGUAAAAAUAUGUCUCUCGGAGUAGACAUUUCCUCCACGGAGGAAGCAGCUGUGUUCUAAUAACCACGCACAAGUGCACAAAGUGAGCACAAUCGGUCCAACACACUGAGUUAGGUUUAUCCGGUCGCACCCCCAGAAAGAUGCACAAACACACUCGCACUCACUCGUUUGCAGUUUUAGCCCGAGCCCAAGGAAUGUUUCAAAUGUCGAAUUUCAUAUUCAGUAGCAAUAAUCGUUAAAUGUUUUACAAUGUUAUCACAGUAUAAUAGUUGUAUAUUUUUUUUAAAAGUAAAAGAGGUGGUCCUUAUCCUUCUUUUUAAAAUGGGACUGCUGUUAUUGCACUGCCUUAAAAUGCUACCUACGUAGCUACCUACACCUCUUCCUGAGCAGAGCACAGAGGGAGUGACCACAUUUUAACAGAUGAGUAUCGUGAUUAUAUAUUUGUAUAGGUAAUUAUGAGGUUUUUUAUUUUACAAAUUGUCAGAAAAGCAUUUAUCAUACCAUUUACUGUCUCAAAUGCAUACGCAAAUAACCGACCAAUCUUAUCCUUAUUAAUUUAAUGCUGAUGAGAAAUGAGGUAAGCCUGCAUCAGCUGCAACUGUGGUGCUCAGUUAUAAUCGACUUUGUUCCUUUCCUAAUCUAAAUAAACAAUUGUUCACAAACUCCUUGCGUUCAAUAUAGUAUAAUUUUCUUUUCUUUUUUUUAUUUAAAAAAUUGUCAAA